Molecule: messenger RNA, 570 nt
Organism: Lecanosticta acicola
Lineage: Eukaryota; Fungi; Ascomycota; Dothideomycetes; Mycosphaerellales; Mycosphaerellaceae
Source: the annotation of a GenBank genome assembly
AUGGCGCAAGAAGGCCAGACAUCCAUCAAUAUUCCUCAGAUUAUCGCAGUCGCAGUCGUCGGCUUCCUCGCGUUUCGAUGGUUCAUGAGCAAACCCUCAACACUCGCCGGCGGUUCCUCUUCACGGCGCAACAACACCAUAGACAUCAACAAGAUCGAACAAGUGGCCUCUGUCUUCCCCCAACUAGACCGACGGAGUAUAGCAUGGGACCUGCAGCGCAAUGGCGGAAACGUCGAAGCGACGACGGAGCGGGUAUUAGGCGGUAGAGGUCUGGAGGUACCACCUCCCUCUUUCCAGCCGAAUAUACCUCAAGCCGCAGCACCCGCGACGGCACAGAGCACGGCAACGGAGGGCAGGGGCAAGGCGACAACACAGCAGGAUCUGAUCACGAGGUAUGGAUUGCAGGCGAGGGUUGGAGGGAAAGGAAAAGAGCCUGUGCCCAGUGAUGAGCAGAAGAGAAACACAUGGAGCGCGGACAAGACGUCGAGGGCUGCGGCUUUGAAGAAGCAGAAAGAGGACAUGAUAUUGGCUGCGAGGAGGAAGAUGGCGGAGAAGGAGGCUCAGCUGUAG